Rhinocladiella mackenziei CBS 650.93 is the source of this 2262-nucleotide messenger RNA. RefSeq lists its product as uncharacterized. The transcript is spliced from 4 exons. Gene Ontology annotation, molecular function: protein binding. Lineage: Eukaryota; Fungi; Ascomycota; Eurotiomycetes; Chaetothyriales; Herpotrichiellaceae. The record is from RefSeq and is a predicted model, not a curated record. The coding region runs from base 1 to 2262 and encodes 753 amino acids.
AUGGCGUGGCAGUCUGGGGCUGGCGGCAGUGGUGUAGGAGGGAUGGCCGGUGGAGAACCGAAUGGAGUUCAAGCAUACACGUUACAAGGCGUCAUGCGCUUUCUGCAAACCGAAUGGCACAGACAUGAACGAGACCGAAAUGCCUGGGAAAUUGAACGCGAAGAAAUGAAAAACCGCAUUGCCAUCCUUGAAGGAGAGACCAGAACAAGUAAAGGCUUACGAACCUCCCUGGAAAGACAUGUGAAAUUAUUGGAAAUCGCCCUCAGGAAAGAGCGUGAAAAGAAUAGGAGUCUAAAUAAAGGGGAAGUUGUCGACACCCAGAAAGAGGCCAAAGACCUUGCGCGAGAAGAAUUGAAGAGUCUUGGAAAAGAAUCUCUCCCCAAAAGCGUCAGCCAUUUCGAUGCCGAAAUCGACCCAGAAAACCAUCUGGCCCAAAGCAUACGACAAGAAAAAGAACGAGACAAGUCGAAGAGUUACUUGUCCAAAUGUGCCUCGGAAAUCACAUACCACGUCCUCUCUAUGACUCAUAUACCUCCGGAAAUCAAUGAUGCUGCGGUCCCCGGCAAUUCGAACCAUGUGUCCCAAGAUCGGCAGCCAACACAGCAAGAGCUUCAAGAGGCAUAUUUGCAACUGCAACAAAUUAAACAACAGCACCGGAAUGUCGCGAUGAUCAGGGAAAAUGCUGCACAACCACCUCCAUCGUUUGCGGAGCCUCCACCUCUCACUCGAAAAGCGACCCAGCUCAAUAAUGAAGAACUACAACGAGGCUCUGCGGAGAGGAUACCAGAGCAAAUUGUCCAAUCAGUCCCUGGAGUUGACCCGCGAAAAAAUUUCUACAAUGAACAAAUACCGUUGACUGAGGAUCCGGUUGAAUCUAUUUCUCACAGCUUUGACGCGUAUGGCCGAGAGAUACCGCUAAAAGACCAGACUGAAAUGCGAGCCAUGGAGGAAUCAAAGCAGGAAGUUUCGGACGGAUGGGAUUUUGAUGAUGGACCUUCACCCCAUGAAAAGCCCCUUGAAGCACCCGCGCAGCACAGGCCAGACACGGAGGUGUUCCCCAGUGCGAAUCUCAUUCCAUCCAAGUCCCCGCCUCGAGCACCAGGGUCAUUCCGACGGAAAAGUUCAGGAGCCAGACGGCGGAGUGAGGGAAGUAAUGAUGCGCGAGAGUUGCAAGCCAGCAAACCGGAUGCAUCACAGUUCAAAGUUCGAUUUGCUAUGCGAGGGCAUUUGGAUGUGGUCCGUUCGGUCAUAUUUACCGGUGGUGGAAGUCCAUCAGAACCGGAAUUUUGUACGGCUAGCGAUGACGGAGGGGUUAAGAGGUGGCAUAUUCCCGCAUCCUACGCACACAACGUUGCCCUAGGUGACGACCUGGACCGAAUUGCUCAUUUUACCCAUCGUGGUCAUAUUGGGGCGGUUUGCUCUUUAGCCACAUGUCCCGCUUCACCGAAUUUCUCCAGUGGUGGUCGAGCCGCAGGGGAUGGUUGGAUCUUCUCCGGUGGCGAAGAUGCGACUGUUAAGGUCUGGGAACGUGGCCGAGUCGAUGCCAAAGCAACCUUGGAAGGACAUAAAGAUGCUGUCUGGGCAUUGUGCUGUCUUCCUGGAUCAACGGGAACUAUUCUCGGCGAUCGAUGUUCACAAUAUGGUGGACCAGAUCGUGUUCUCCUAGUCGCCGGUGGUGCUGACGGUACAAUUCUUAUAUGGGCUGUCAGCACACCACCACAGUUGAGCUCACCGCAUACCGGAAGCCGAUCAACUAGAGGGAGUCGGAGAGCCAAUUCAAUAUCGGCGGGUUCGAAUUUUCCCAGCUCACCUCAACCAAGUGUCGCCAGCACGACCCCUUUCAAUUACUGUCUAGUCCAUCGUAUAGAGCGAACAGAUAAACCUGCGCCAACCGCUAUUUCCCCAUUGGGUCCUCAUGGAGAGAGCUUUGUUGUUGGUUACUCCGAUGCCAGUGUGCUGGUAUAUGAUACCCGGACCGGUGAAGAAAUUGUCGGUAUGGCCAGUCAAGAAACCUACGAUGGAACUCCAAACACGGGGAUCAAUGCGGUCGUUGCCAGCAGUACAGGAUUUGACACCCGCGAUUCCCUGGCAACUGGACGACGUGGUUCAAUAGGUGAAGAUGAUGUGGUACAUGGAGCGACUGGAUCAGAAGGCGGUGUCGAAGGAGUUGUUAUCGCCGGCUAUGAAGAUCGGACAAUGCACAUAUACCAUGCUUGCACAUCCAUCAGCGAUUUCCUCUUUGUCUUUGAGCCCGGAUGGUAA